CUCUUGAGCCGAGGGUCUUUCGGAAACAGCCUCCCUAUCUUCCGAGGUAGGGGUAAGGUCUGCGUACACUUUACCCUCCCCAGACCCCACAUUAUGGGAUUUCACUGGGUAUGUUGUUAUUGUUGUUGUAGUUGUUCGAAGGCAAUGAGUGUGCCAUAAUUAUAGGAAUGUUCCUAGUUGUGAAAUGUGUUGAUGAUGGCUCGAUUUCCUUUUGAGCUUAAACAUUAAAUUUGAUGUAUGCUAUUUAAGUUGUGGGAUAACAGAAUAUUUGAAGUCAGUGGGUGCGGAAUAUCACUCUAAUCAUUUAUUCUUUGAAAGUAUAUGAUUUUGUAUUAAUUUGGACUUAGUAUAAAUAUAUAUGUGGGAUAGGUAGAGAUUGAGCUUAUAGGUGGAUAGUGUUCUCUUUGCAUUUCAAAAAAAGAUGGUAUUUUUACAUCUUGAACCUGGGAAUUUUAGGUCAACAAAGUUGUGGUUAAGACUUGUCAUAGCUUAUUAUAAGUAUACAUUUGGAAUGGCCUUUGGAAAUUAUAUAGUUGAGUCGAAGACAACGAGUGAGCCAUAUUUAUACAAUGCUCCUAGUUGUGAGGUGUUGGUGAUGGCUCGAUUUUCGUUUGAUUAUUGUUAAAACAUUAAAUUUGAUGUUGUCACUUAAGCAGGUUCUACAUUGAGAAUGAAAUGGACCCCAAUAAAGUGAAAUAUAGAGGAUUUAUAUAGUCGACUCCAACUAGAUUGGGAUUGAGGCGUAGUUGGUUGAUUGAUUGAUAUCUCUCUGAGAUUAAUCUUCUGUUUUUUUUUGGGAUUUGGCUCAAUGUUAAGUGUAUUCUUCUUAAUAUUUAAUGAGUUGCUAUGCAAUUCAAUGUCUUUCACUUGUUGAAAGCUCGUGUCUUUUGAGGUCUGACUAGUCUUGUUUCAAUUCUAGCAAUGAAAAUCUUAUCUCUAUGUGUCCUUUUCUGUUGGCACGGAUAAUAUAUGUGUGUCCUUUUCUGUUGGCACGGAUAAUAUAUGCCAGUGCUACAUUAAAGUUCUUUGCUGAUUCCUUGUGACUCGAAACACAUUAACUUUCCCUCUCAUAUUGUGACUCGAUACAGAUUAACUUUCUUUACUUAACUGGCCAAUGAGCCUAAGUGUGCUCACCUUUAGUGGCUCAAAUUUCACAGGUUCCACCUUAAUUUGCAACGACGUACAAAUGAAGUUUUCAUCUUUCAUAGGUUGAAUACAACAUAGGCAUGUUUUGUUUUGGGGAAACAAGGCAUAGUUCUAUGUCCCUAGUCGGCCUAGUGGAGGAAAAUGGUCCAGAGGGGGAUAUUGAGUAGAAUAGUAAUCUUAGAAAUGCAGUAUGUUAAAUGGUUAUUAUCUUCAAUAUGGUCAGGCUAAUUAUAUCAAUUUUGUGGCCAUUUUCAAAAAGGAAGCUUAAAACAGUAUUAUAACUAUUCAUGUUUUGCCUGCAAGAUAACCACACAAGAAAUUUUCUUUUAGCAUUUAUAAUUGAUUGAAUUCAUUUUCACCACCACUUCCUCUCUGCAAGUGGCCUCUUUUUUAUUUAUGAGUCAAGCGGAAAAUAGCUUUGAGGUGUGACAUCUUAUGAUCUCGUGACUUUAUUGACUGGUUUACUGGAAGUAGCGCUUUCUGUAGUUUAUUAAAAUAUUUUUUAGAACAACUUAUUCAUUUGUGUAUGUACAUUAGAGGGUGAAACAAUGAGGCACUCUCUUGAGGUACGAGUUGUUUGAGGGAGUUAAUCAUAUAUAAAUUAUUAAAGAUGUGCUCGAAAUCUUACUUCAUAUUGCUGCCUACAGAGUUGUUGUCAGACGUUUGUUUUGGCUGGUUCACUAAGUUCAAUUUGCAGAAACUUAAUCUGAAAUCAGAGAGGAAUAGAGGGAAAGGAUAAAAAGGUAAUGGCUAAACCUCCACAACCACUUCAAAAUGGGAAGGAGGAGAUGAAAGAGAUUGAUACUGCGACCGCCAACAACGUCAAUGAGAGUAGCAAAAAGAAGGCAACGAGAAAGUUGCCAAGCCCGAAAGAGCUAGUAUCACACUAUGAAUCACAAGGCAUGGACUCCCUAGAAGCUUCCUUUAAGGUUAUUGACGAUCUCCAGGGUGCUCUCUUCAGGGUGAUCAGCUCUUCUCGAAUUGACAAGAAUCGUAAUAAUAAUAGGAAUAUGUCAUCUGAUACCUCCAGAAAACUUGACGUUAUCAAUGCUCGCCUGCUUAGUCUUGAUAUGAAAGUUGACUCCAAGCCAGGCUACCCUCAAACACUUGCUAUUGGGGUGGCUGCUGGUGCUUUUCUUCAAGUGCUCCCUCGUGUUGCAGAUUCGGUUGGCCAAAUUUGGAAUACUGUUAGAAGUGCUACUAACUCAAAACAGUGAUAGGUCAUAAAUCUUGUUGGUUAGCAUGUUUGCUUGUAGUCAUGGUUCUUUUACUUUUGAAGUAGAGUUUUGUUGAACUUAUGAUAUGCCAAAAAACAGAAAAUUGUUAGUGUCAUGAAUCUUUAGCAUGUAUCACAUUUUUUGGCUGUUAAUGCCAACUACUAGUUCCAUUCUCAUUCUA
Molecule: messenger RNA, 2544 nt
Organism: Lycium barbarum (goji berry)
Lineage: Eukaryota; Viridiplantae; Streptophyta; Magnoliopsida; Solanales; Solanaceae
Exons: 2
Coding region: 1893-2363 (156 amino acids)
Source: RefSeq, a predicted model, not a curated record